AUGGGCUCAUCGGAAGAAGCUAAGAAUAUCCUCACGCCUAUCCUGAGUGAGCUCAAAAAGCAGCGAGACGCACACAAUUUUGAAAAGGUGUCCGAAUUUUAUGAUCAAAAUGCUGUACAUGUUCAUGCUGGAGAAGCUGUUUACGGGAAAGAUGCAAUAAAUGAACAUUCGAAGAAGUUCUUAGAAAAAUCUGGGAAGUUGACUACAAAGUUGUCCAAUGAGAAGUUCGACAUGGCAGGAGACUUCAUCAUUCUCACAUCUGACUACGAAACGCAGACGGAAAAGAUCGGUGUGCUCAAGGGCAAAUUCACUCAGAUAUGGCGCAAAAACAAUGACACUUAUCUACUUCUACACAUAGAAUACGUACCACAAUGAAAUAACGCAGCUACUAUUUUUAUUCGCCUUUCUUAGGAUAAAUUCUUCCGUGGCUGGUUCCGA
Messenger RNA from Cylicocyclus nassatus, 438 nucleotides. The record is from the annotation of a GenBank genome assembly. Lineage: Eukaryota; Metazoa; Nematoda; Chromadorea; Rhabditida; Strongylidae.